AUGACAGCAAAGGUCGACAAGAGCAUGCCUGCGAUGGAUGACAUCCUGAUCGUGCGGGCGCCAUCUCCAUCGCUCGAUAAGCUUCAACCCCUGAUAAGCUUGCAGGAAAGCUUCAACAAAUGGCCAGUCAGCCCGCGUGUCCAACAUUGGGUUUAUAGCUGGGUAGAAUCCACGCCCGGUGUUCUUGUUCAAUGGCUCCACGAUCCUGAUACUGAGGCCCAGAUCGGGAUGCGAGACGAAGCGCCGAGCAAAGACGGCGGCGAUCCUUUUGAAGGUCGUCUUUCCGGCUCAUUGUUUUCUUCUGUGCUCCCGGAAGUGAACACCCACGCAGCAGAGUCGAUGCCUAUUCCGUCCUCUCCAGGUAUCAAAUGA
Messenger RNA from Verruconis gallopava, 372 nucleotides. RefSeq lists its product as uncharacterized. The transcript has a single exon. The record is from RefSeq and is a predicted model, not a curated record. NCBI's taxonomy places the organism in Eukaryota, Fungi, Ascomycota, Dothideomycetes, Venturiales, Sympoventuriaceae. Bases 1 to 372 code for a protein of 123 amino acids.